AUGCCCGCUGAAGCCCCUAGCGGCAGCUUCCCAGCUGCCACCGGGGGCCCCACAGAUAAAGACAGGGUCCUGUCUGGGGGCCCCCAGGGGGGGCCCGCUGGGGGGCCCCCUGAGGGCUCCCCUGUGGUGCCCCGUGGGGGCCCCACUGGCGGGGCCCCCAGGGGGGCCCCCGUGUCCCUUAGGGGCCGGGAGGGGCCCCCAAGGGCCCUCCAAGUAUUCUUUGAAAGGUUAGGGUCUUCUCCAGAAUCUCUGCAGGCUUACCGGGCCUGCGUGCGUGCAUGGGUUGAGGAAAAGGCAGCAGCAGCAGCAGCAGCAGCAGCAGCAGAUGGGGCCUCUAGCGGAGUUUACGCAGAGCUGCAGGCCCUCGCCCAAGAAUCCCUCAGAUGCAUAGAAGCAGCAAGCUGUAACUGGCAGCUGCUGCUGCACUCUGCUGCAGCAGCAAAUAAGGGGCCCCCUGGCAGCUCCCCUGCGGGGCCCUCAAAUGAGUCCCCAGGGGGGCCCCCAGGGGGGCCCCCAGAGGGGCCCCCAGAGGGGGCCCCUGAGGAGGGGGCCUUUAGAGAUGCUCCUGAGGGGCCCGUUCUCUCGCCGCUGCAUCCUCGCUUAUUAUGCGGCUGCUUCUUCGUGCUUAAGGACCUGCUGAGUGAUGCUGCUGCUGCGAGCGUCUGCUGCAGUAAAUUUUGUGCUGCUGCUGCUGCUGCUGCUGCGGAUCUGCUGCGCCUGCUGCCAGCAGCAGCAGCAGCAGCUGAGAGACACAAAAGGAGCUUCAAAGCUAAGGGGUCUCGAGUCAAGCACUUGGGCAGGUCCAGCAGGCGAGGAAUGGGGGAGCAAAAUGUUGCUGCAGCUCAGCGGCAGCAGCAGGAGCAGGAAGAGGAGCAGGUUGCUGCUGCUCCUGCUGCUGCUGUUGCUGCCUACGGCGACUCCGAGGAAGUCUCGCUGCUCCGAUUUGCUGCAGUUGAUUUAAUAGUUUGUCUCGCAGCAGCAGCUGCUGCUUCUUCUCACAAACUAUAUUUCAAUUCUGAUGAAGAUGAGAACCCCCUGGCUUCUCUUGCUUCCGAACUAGAGCUGCAGCUGUCGCGGGUUGCUGCUGCUGGCCUGCAGCAAAAGGGGCAGCAGCAGGGCCCUGCUGCUGCCCCAUCACAAGGAAACUCAUUUGCUGCUGCGGCUCAGCUGCAGCAGCAAGAACAGCAGCAGGAGCAGCAGCACCAAGUUGGGGUGUAUGUACACCUCAGCGGCCUCUCCUUUUCGGUGCUCGCUGAGAUCACCUGCGUCUUCUGUCGGUCUCUGGAGCGCAUGCAGCGCCAAGCUUCAGACCAGCAGCAGCAGCAGCAGCAGCAUCAACAGGAGCAGCAGCAGCAGACAAAACAAAUACUCAAUCGGCUGGCCUGCCGUUUGCUGCCGCCGAUGCUGCAGCUGCUCACUGUCGAUACACUGCAGCCGUUGGCCGAGGACACCCGGAAGCUGCUGCUGCCUGCGCUGCUGCAGCACGUGUCUGCUGCUGCUGCUGCUGCUUUUAUCUUCGCUGCAAUUCACCGUCUCCUUGACCCUUUGACAGUGCUCACAACCAGCAGCAGCAGCAGCAGCAGCAGCAGCAGUGUGAGCUUAAAGGUAUUUGAUAUGCUUCAGAAAGGGCCCCCUCCCCCACGUAGCGGGGAAGCCUUCGAGCUAGCGCUGCGGCAUUAUGAUUUAUUUUUGGCAGCAUUUUGCCCACAAGACGCAGCAGCAGACGCGGAGCAGCAGCUGCUGCUGCUGCUUAAAGCAGAGCAACAGCAGCAACUGCCGCAGCAGCAGCAGCAACAGCAGCAUCAAGUGGAGGGCAGGAAGCCUUGGGACAGCAACGACACCAGGUGGCGGUGGCUCUUCUGGGGUGUCACGUGUCCCACAUUUAACUGUGUGCGCAGCAACUCGCGCCAGCUGCUGCAGCUGCUGCAGCAGCAGCAACAGCAGCAGCAGCAACUGCCGGGAGUCACUGCAGCAGAGCAGCGUGGCGCCUGGACAUCAUUCAUGAACCUUUUGGAAGCCCUCGACGACUUCUCUCAGCAUUUGGUUCAGCAGCAGCAGCAAACGCUGCUGGGAUUGUGCGCCGUUGCGGCAAAAGCAGCAGCAGCAGCAGCAGCAGUAGGGCCGGCAGCAGCAGCAAACGACAAUUGGCUAUCCCCGCUGCUUGUGCAGCCCCUCUGGGUUGAGGUAGUUUUGCUGCGGGCCUUUGCCCACGACAACGCAGUGCUGAGCCGCACUUUCAUUUUGACGUUUAUGUCUCUUUGCUGCAGAAGCACUAACGAGGAGGCCCCGAGCAGCAAAAGCAGCGGCAGCAGCAGCAGCAGCAGCAGCAGAAGAAGCAGCAGCAGCAAGGAGGCCAGCCUGCUGCUGUGCGUGUCGCGGAGUUUUGUAUUGGUGUGUUUGGUUCGCCACAUGUCCGUCCCUUCUUUCUUCACGAGAGGCAAUAAUUGCAAAGAGGCUGAGCAAACAGCACAGUCGUUUUUGCUGCAGAGGCUAGCGCAGCAGCAGCAGCAGCAGCAGGGGGUUUCUGGGUGUCUGAGCAUGUCCUGUGCUGCUGAAUAUCUGCAAGCUGUGGGGGACCACUGCUACACCUACACACCCCUGCGGGUGUUUCUGGAGGCGCUGCUGCUCCCAAGCCAACAGCAGCAGCAGCAGCAGCAGCAGCAGGCUGCGACUGCUGCUGCUGCUGCCUUCGCUGCGUCAGUGAAGCACCUUGUGCCUGUGAUUGGGUCUAUGCCACAAAGCGCCCGCUGGGGCCUUUACGAACGCUUGCUGCGCGUUGCUGCAGUUCAUGCUGCCGCAGCAUAUGUGUCUUUGCUGCACAUGGGGGCCCUUUGGGUCUCUUUGCCCCACAGCUUCUUCCUGAGCCAGCUCAGAGACGCAGCAAGCUUCUGCAGCAGCAGCAGCAGCAGCACCAGCGGGAGCGACGGGAAGCGCGGAGAGAAACAGCAGGUGCCGGCGUUGGUGCACCUAUUGCUUGCUGCCUUCCCUUCUCUUGACGAUUUUGCCUCUGCAGUGCAGCAGAUGCUGCUCAACAGCCUGCAGCAAAGCAGCAGCAAACAAGAGGCGCAGCAAGGCCCCCUGAAACCCUUUUUCAGACAGCAGGAGCAGCAACAGCAGCAACAGGACAUUUAUGCGGCCGUUUUCCUGUCGCGCUUGAUUGCAGCAGCUGCUGCUGUGGCGCCCUGCAGCAAACUUCCCCAAGCGGUGGCCUCCUGCUGCUACACCGCAGCAGCAGCAUGCGACGACAGGCGAAUGCUGCUGCUGGCAGCAAUGAGCUGCGAAGGAUUUGCAUUGCCGCUGCAGCAGCAGCAGCGACGACAGCAGCAACAGCAGGAGCAGCAGCAGCAGGUGCAGAACGCACAUCAGCGUUUUAGGCCCUCUUUGCUACCUUUAGUUCGGCGUUUGCUCGAGCCUUUCAAUGCAUGCGUGACUAUGCUGCUGCAGCUGCUUGAGGAAAUCUGUGCUGCACUGCAGCAGCAGCUUAGCUGCCUGGCUGCGGAGCUGCAGCGUGCGGAGCGGUCCGGCGCACCUCCUGAUGUUCUGUUCUGGCCAGAGGAAAGUAGCGCAUGCAGCGAUUUCAGCUUGUGGGUGAGGCAUCGGGUGCUGCUGUUGGGUCACUUUUUGUACUUUUGCAACAGUGAGCUAAUUGUAAAAGCCUUCAAACAAAUACCAAAUAUAAGCUCUGACGAAAUCUUUACCACCGCCGCAUCCAGCAGGAGCAGCAGCAGCAGCAACAGCAAUAGCAGCAGCAGCAGCAGCAGCAGCAGCGUGGAGCAGCUGCUGUGGACAGCUGUGACGGUCUUGGGGCUGUGGGGUCUGGAGCCCAGCAAGCAGACGACAGGCGGGGCUGAGGAGGCUCCCAUUUUGGGAAUUUGGAGCUGCAGCAACUGCGUCGCUGCAGCAGCAAUUAACCGCAAGACCCUGGCCAGCCUAAAGCAUGCACCUCUGCCCCACUCCAGAGCUCCCCUUGGCCUCAGCACGCCUGCAGCAGCAGAAGCCGCUGCUGCUGGCGUGGCAGCGUGUGAAGCAGCAACAGCAGCAGCAGCAGCAACAGCAGCAGCAGCAGCAGCUGAAGCUUGUGAUUUGUCUGCUUCCAUAUUUCCUGAGGGGCUGCGGCCCCUAGAGGUCUGGAUGGAUGCAGUUUAUUGGUUUUACAGCAGCAAGGGGGAAGCCCUUUCGGGUUUAUUUGCUGCUUCUCCUCUAGCAGCAGCAGCCGCUGCUGCUGCUGCUCCUGCUGCUGGUCAAACGCCCGGAGAAGGACUCGCAGCUAUCUUUCAGCAGCUGCUGCCACCUUGUGCUGCUGAUGCAGCAGCAAAGUACAGAAGCCGUGUUUUAGCUGCGCAGCAGACUCACUGGGGGCUGCUGCUGCCGAGCCUCGGUAUAUCUUGCUCUGCAGCAGCUUCUGCUGCUGCAGCAGCCCCAGACAUUGACAGCUUAAGAGCAGCAGCAAUCGAAGCCCCCCCGGGGCCCGUGGGGGUGUCGCUGCUGCUGCUGCAGCAGAUUGGACAGUGCAGCACGAGAGAGGCCCCGGGGCUGCUGCAUGCGCUUUGGUUCUUUGCUGUUCCCACCCUAACGAGGCCCCUCCAGGGCUUGACUGAGGCCCCUUGGAACUGUCUGGUGGCCCCCGGUCCUGCUGCAGCUGCGUGUGUUGCUGCAGCAGCGCAUGCAGCACUUGCUGCUUUCGUAAGCGACUGCCGCCAAGUCAUUCGGGGGCGGCUGGAGACGACGAUCCCAGCGAGCCUUAUUGGAGGCAUUUGCUGCCUCGUGCUGCACCCGCUGCUGCUGCGGUCGGAGUGGCAGCUGCAGCGGGUACUGGGGGGCCCUUCCCCGGCUGCAGAGGGGGCCCCUAGUCCAGCGGGGCCCCUACUGGGUCUGGGGGGCCCCUUGGAAGCUUGGGGCCCCCCAGAGGGUACAGAGGGGGCCCCCACACAAAAGGGGGGCCCCGAGCGUGGUGGGUUCAUCUUUGAGUUUGUUGAAGACUUGGUUGCUGAAGGCACCGUCAGCCUGGGGCUCUCUCGCGCUGUGAUUUUGCCUCUUUUGUCUUCUUUGUUUGUUGCUGGAGCUGCGGAUUCGAAAGAAAGGCGUGGGGGCUGUGGGCUGCCCUGUACGUACACCCGGCUGCUGGCGAAGCUGCUGCUGCACCGCGAGUUCGUGCUGCUGGACGGAGACAGCUGCUGCCCCACAGACCCGUUUGAGCUCCCUACCCCCAUGUCCCUCUACACAUGCAGCUGCAGCAGCAGCAGCAACAGCAGUAGCAGUGGAAGCGACAGCUGGAGCAGCGAAAGCGAGGACGCCAACGCCGCCCAUGCAGCCGCCAGCAGCAGCAGCAGCAGCAGCAGCAGUUCGUGCUGCAGCCGCUGCGGCCUGCCCGUGGGAAUGUCCAGCUGCGACCCGGUUUCAUUUUUCUUGUCAGUGAGUCCCUGCUGCCGGGACUUUCGUUCUUUGUCUCUUUGCAACUCAGCAGCAGCAAACCCUUUUCCUCCUUUUUGCUGCAUUGCUCCACCCCUGGCCUUAACCCCCCCACUGGCUCUUCUCCCCAGGGCCCUCCCCUCCCGCUUUUCGGGCCUUUCCCAAACUCCCGCCUAUCUCCGCCUCCUAGCCCUCACACUCUUAGAUGCCCUUUCCCAAAGCCUUUCCCCGGGGGCCCCUCUAGGGGGCCCCCCCGUGCCCCCCGGGGCUCCCCUGGGGGGGCCCCCCUCGCCUCCAGGGGCCCCCUCAGGGGGGCUUGCCGUUCUCCCAGGGGCCCCCUUGGGGGCCCCUGGGAGGGGGGCCUCCUCAGCGGGGGCCCCUCUGCCGCAGGCGUCCACUGAGGGGGCUCUUUGGGAAGGGCCUCUACAGGACAGCACGGAUACGCGUCAGGGGCCCCCUGGCGAGCCCCCGGGGGGGCCCUCAGGGGGGUCCCCUGGAGUGGAUCCUGGGGCCCCCCCUGGAGGGGCCACUGCGGGACUGCUCUGCAUAGAUGCAAAUCAAAUGGAGUUCUUAAGAACAAGUUUGUCCGCUGUAUUUGAAGCUCUGGCAGGAAAGGCAAUUGAAGCUGUACAGACACCCCAAGACGAGACAGAGCCAGCAGAGCGGGACGCAAACAAACAGGCAAAUCAGCAGCAGCAGCAGCAGCAGCAGCAGGGCAACGAAGCGGGAGGGGAGCAGUCUGAGGGGGCCCCCCGGGGGCCCCCCUGCGACCGCUUGCCCAUGCCAAACUCUGCUCGCCACCGGGGGCAGCUGCGUGCGUGGCAGGCGCUGUCUUGUUUGUCGUGUCACUUAGGUGUAUAUACACCUCAAUCCGUGGAAAAGAUUCAAAAACUUAUUUUUGAACUGCUCAGCAAACCCCUCAUGCCAGAUGUCCGGCAUUAUGUCGAAUUCGUUGCUGUUCGAGUCGCCAAGGGGGCCCUACAGGGGCUGCUCUCCGGGGGCCCCUCUGGGGGCCCCUCUGGGGACCCCUCUGGGGGCCCAUCUGGGGGCCCCCCUGGGGGCCCUCAUGGGGGCCCCUAUGGCUGCGUGUUUGCUUUGGUUGAUAUUUUGGGGCGGUAUGAUUUGUCGCGGCAGGCAGUGAUAAGUGCGUUGACUGUGGGGGGCUACGUGCUGCUGCACUUGAGAAAGUGGACAGCAGCAGCAGCAGCAGCUGCUGCUGCAGCAGAGUCUACGGCGGACGCCCUAGAGCAGCUGCUGUUGCUGGCCAUUGCCCCUUAUCUUACCUCCAACGCCGCCUACUGCAGAGGCACAGCGCAGUACUUAGUGCAUGAGUUUUUGUCUCGCGUAGCAGCAGCAGCAAAGGCCCCGCAAAUCGAAGUCCCGGAUCAACAGCCAGCAGCCCCCGACGCAGGCAAUAGCAGCAGCAGCAGCAGCAACAGCAGCAACAGCAGCAGCAGCAGCAGCAGCAGCAGCAGCAGGUCAGGGUUUGUGAAGGCCUUGUACCGCAUGCUAAGCGAAUCGAAAGAUUGUAAAAUGAUGAUUUCUAAAUUGGAAAUGGCAUUUGAAAGAUGGUGUCCAGAGAGGGAUGGCUGUAUAUACACCCUAAUUCCCGAGGCCGGGGUUGUCUUCGAGACCAUGCAGCAGCACAGCGCGUCGCUGCGGGGCGCGAGCGCCCUGGGGUUUGAGGAAGCAAAAGAAGAAGAAGAAGUUUUUAAUAAAGAAGAAAUGAAAGGAGACAAAGACGCGAAAGGGCAGCAGCAGCAGCAGCAGCAGCACCUAGCUGAUGUCCUCUCCAGCUUUGACCUCAGGCCCUCCUGGGCCCUCGCAGUGGCCCUUAAGGACGCAGUGCAGCAGGAGAUGAAGAGGGCGUGGCACACACCUGCUGCUGCUGCUGCUGCUCCUGCUCCCGGUGCUGCUGCUGCUGCUGCUGCUUCUGGCUAUGAUGCUGCGGGGUAUUGUGACGAAGUUCUUGGUGGCGAUGGCUCGAUGCCUAGUUCUGCUGCUGCUGCUGCAUUACCAGAAGCAGCAGCAGCUGCUGCUGCUGCAGAAAUGGCACUGGCAGCAGCAGCUGGCAGCAGAUCAGACGCUGCAGCAGCAGAGACGGAACCAGGGCCUUGCCAAAGGAAAUUUGUGCCUGCGACGCAGGCGCUGCUGAGCAGCAGCUGCCUCUGCGUGGAAGACCCGCUAGCUGCUUUUGCUGCGCUGCGGCAGCGCAGCAACUUAAUUGUUGUUGCUUCUCUUAUUUCAAAGCCGCCGAACUUGGGAGGUUUGGCGAGGACUUGUGAAGUCUACAACGUAAAAUGCCUCGUCGUCAGGAGCCUUGACCUUCUUAAGGAUGCGACUUUCAAAAACAUAUCUGUUUCUGCCCACCAGUGGCUGCCCAUGAUAGCAUGGAUGCCCCCAGGGGUGCAGCAGCAUUUGUGGCAUUUUGGAUUUUGA
This is a messenger RNA of Eimeria tenella, 7848 nucleotides long. Its product is annotated as RNA methyltransferase, TrmH family domain-containing protein, putative. The transcript is spliced from 12 exons. Gene Ontology annotation, molecular function: tRNA (guanine) methyltransferase activity. The coding region runs from base 1 to 7848 and encodes 2615 amino acids. NCBI's taxonomy places the organism in Eukaryota, Apicomplexa, Conoidasida, Eucoccidiorida, Eimeriidae. Gene Ontology annotation, biological process: tRNA methylation. The record is from RefSeq and is a predicted model, not a curated record.